Xiphias gladius (swordfish) is the source of this 6345-nucleotide messenger RNA. RefSeq names its product post-GPI attachment to proteins GalNAc transferase 4 (gene pgap4). The record is from RefSeq and is a predicted model, not a curated record. NCBI's taxonomy places the organism in Eukaryota, Metazoa, Chordata, Actinopteri, Istiophoriformes, Xiphiidae. Bases 961 to 2157 code for a protein of 398 amino acids. Gene Ontology annotation, molecular function: glycosyltransferase activity. Gene Ontology annotation, cellular component: Golgi membrane. The transcript has 3 exons. Gene Ontology annotation, biological process: GPI anchor biosynthetic process.
CUGUCAGUUAGCCUUUCUGCUAACCGCCGCCAACCAGCGGACGGUUAAUUCAGCGUAACCGUGAUGUUUGAUAGUGUGGACGCACUGUACCGGAAGUGGCAUGAGAGAACCCGACUCAUUAAAAGGGAAGAGGCGACGCCAUCCAGGUGUUGGGCGUCGUGUUUAAUGCGAUUAGCACGGGGCGGGACGGUGUCGCGUCGGGACCAAACUCACUUUGAGUUUUGUUCGUUCAGGCAGGAAUCCGCGCUUUGUGCUCUCGUGCCCGACAGCGGCACGGACUUCAUCACUUUAAAGUGGGUGUGUGGUUGGACGGCAGCCGCGCGAGAACGCUGCGCGCAGUUUCACACCGACGGCUCGUUCAGUUCAUGAGGACGAGUCCGGAUUUUUGUGACGGGGGCGGAUCGUGUACUUUGCCUGCGGGCCAGCCUCCUGUGGUCAGGCCGUAUGGCUGAAAUCGGUAGCUUUCAAACGAUUCUGCCCACAGUCUAUCACAUGCCCGCUUGGAUGAUGAAAGAGUCGUUGGUGUGUGGCCAGCUGGGCACAGGUCCCAGGGGCCCGAGGGAUCAGGGUUGCCCCCCCCCUCCCCGAGCUGCUUUUUCAAAUGACUGCCAAUGUUUCUGACAGAGAUUCAAUCAAAUAACUACAAGGAGACUCGAAAUGACCACAAAGAAAACAAAACGACAACAGAGAAACAACAAAACUACAAACACCAGAGCCGACACAGACCAAGACUGAGCUGAAACUAUCACCUCUCUGUUCACAAGAAGUGCCAACACCCGACUCAUUAUCCACAGGGCUAUCAGUUCACUGUAGGUUCAUCAGGUUUCACUGCUGUGGCUUUAUCUACAGCAAACUGCAUGCUGGGACACCGUAAAGGUUGACCCGAACCCACCUGAGCAGAACUCCUCUGUCUGACUUCCUUCAUUAGUCGCUCUGUGGCAGCAGCCGGCUGUUUCACCAAUGCCUCGAUGGAGAGCCUUAUUCAGUCAGUACUUGCGAUGGUCCAGCACCGUCACUCAAGCCCUCGUCCUUUCCGUCAUCACGUUUUGCAUCGUUCUUCCUCUGUGCUGCCACCAGGUGCUUUACUCGUACUUCUUCAUCAGGUCCAUGUACCUGGACUCCAUGAGUGAGGAAGUACUGAGGGAAAGUCUCAACCGAGGUCAGGAUUCCCUGCGCUUCUGGCAGAGCGCUUCCACCGCAGCGGCAGCGUCUUCCAGAUUCAACGACAUCGCCCGACAUCCAGAGCUGCUGGUUACCGUGGUGACAGCCAGGCGGAACGAGGGCCGGGACUUCCACUACCUGCUCCAGGUGAUGCGGCAGCUGAGUCGCAUUGUAGGAGGCUGUGGGGACCGGCGGUGUGCAGAGGUGCUGGUCUGUGAUGUGGAAAGCAGCCCCCAGGAAAACCAGGAUGCCAAGCUGUUGGAGGCCCACUUCAGGGUGAUCCGGCGUUCCCCUGAGGAGCAGGAGACGAACCGGGAACGAAUCAACACCUUCGAGAGGGAGAAGCGGGAUUACGUCUUUUGUCUCCGCAAAGGAUGGCAGCUGGUGAAGCCCAAAAACAUGGUUGUCCUAGAGGAUGAUGCUUUGCCGAGAGAGGAUUUUUUCACAGUUAUAAAAGACCUUCUGUCACGUCGGUUUGCCCUCCACACUCUUUACGUCAAGCUGUAUCAUCCUGAAAGGCUUCAGCGCUACUGGAACCCAGAGCCUUACCGAAUCCUGGAAUGGGUGGGACUCGGGUUGGUCGGAGCGACGGCCCUCCUCCUCACCUUUCCCUACUGGAACCCCUGUUCAUUCUCCUUCACGCUGUCGGUCGGUCACCUCCUCUUCUUCACCCUUUACUUCAUGGCUGCCGCGGAGCUGCUGGGUCGGCAUUACCUUCUGGAGGUGCGGAGACUUUCUCCGCAGCUGUACGCCGUCUCCCCGGCCACCGAGUGCUGCACCCCAGCCAUGCUCUACCCCGGCAACGCCUCGCUUAGAGUGGCCAACUAUCUGGACGGCUCGUUCUGCAUCAAGGGGAACGCCAAAGACAUGGUUCUGUAUCACAUGGCGAGGACGAUCCCCGGGGAAAGGUCUCACAGCGUGGAACCCAACCUCAUCAGCCACAUAGGGGCAUAUUCCUCAGUCAGGGCGAACCCAUCCAGGCCCAAACUCCUCUGACCGAACCAGGAAGAGGUGGAUCACAGUGGAUUUAGUCAGAUUCCUCCGCACUUGGUUCUACUUUUCUUUUCUGCCAUGUCACCUUCUGGACUCUUCAGACAUAUGAAGACAUCACUCAGUGAGUACUGGUUUGGUGAUUGGCAGAUGUCAAGGCAUCAAGAUGAAAUCCGGGCUAUUUUUGGCUGAAAUUUUUGUAUUUUUUUAUUUAAAGGUUACAACUUAUUUUUGUCUCAUUUCAGAGAGUAAACGGUAACUUGAAGCAGGUUUAGUAAAGGAUCUGAUUGAAUUGAAAUGGUGUUGAAACAGCAGAGAGGAAUAUUUAAAAAUUGUCCCCUUUUCAACUAAUUCUAGUCGGGUUUUGGACAAAAUCUGGACAUAAACGACUUACACUGAGCUGUGUUUUCAGUGUGGGAUCAGAAGCCACAUCGUGGUGGAGAACGUCUUCAAGAAUGCUUCAUCAUCCACUUUUAAAUGAUACAGAUUUUCACUUAACAACAUGGGACACGGACAUGAUGAAAGUGGUAAAAUUACUAAAGGAUUUGUUCAGUGUGUAGCCGGACCUCAUUAAAACUAGGGUUGAGGUCCGGAAGCAUUUUACUGAACCUCUUCCUUCCGGUUGAUCUUUGGCUGAGUGCACAAAAAGGUUUGCAGAGAGCAAGUUACGAGACUACAACUAAGUAUAACCAUGCAUAUCAGAAGUUCACUGCGAGUGUGCCUUUUAAGAAAAUAACUUCUCUCGCUGGGUUUAAACAUUCCAGGGUGACAAUCGAUCAGGCCUCCAAACGCCAGGACGAGUCUGCUUUCCGCCUUUCUUUUAUCUUCUUGGGUUGCAAAGCAGGACUCGUGUCACUGCUUCUCUUUGUGGAAACAGGAAGUUGUAGUAAGUUUGUGGACGAAAAACCGUGAACACACCCUUUACGGGACUAACUUGCGAAACAUGGGGGUCAAAGUCUUUACAGCCCCGCAGUCCCUGUCUGUAGUCCAGUCGGUGCGGAUCAAACAGGAGUGGUGAAUCCAGACCAGGAUUCACUGAGAAAGACUUGAGGAUACGACCAUGGGUUUUUAAGUCUGGCCUUUUGUGUUUAACAGUCUUGUUUGCGUACAGAGUUGUGAAAACAGUAAGCAGUCAUAGGGUUACACCAUCUCUGUGGUACAACGUGCCAUCCAACAGCAGAGAACAGUAGAGCAAUAUUGUGCUGUCCCAGCGCUGCUGUAGAAGAAACGGCUACUUCAGCGGAGCCCUACUGACGGUACCUCAAAGAUUAUGUGGUCUACAGAGAACCGACAGCCUCCAUACUGACACAUGGGGACUUUCCUUCUCACCUUUAAAGGAACAGUCUGAGAUUUUAUUGCACCAAGUCGGACAUAUCGGAGCUUUAAGAAAAAUGUGACUUUCCUGGUCACUAUUACGACUCGGAUGAUGACAUGAACGCUGCUUACAAGUGGGAAACUGAUAGUUAUGGUAAUUCCGACAUGACGUGAACGUGGCAUCAGCUCAGUUUUCUCCUUGUUAGCCUGAACAUCUAGGGCUAACCGGAAAUGGGGUCAGUUUAAGGUCGCUGAAAACCCUAAAUAUUGAGUAAGCAACGGCAUUUUCAAAAAACGAGCAUCUUUAUCUAAUCAUACGAAGCGAGAGACACGCGACCUCCUGCUGAGAAAGGCUCUGUCGCAAGUCUGGAGCUUUAGUCACUAGUGUAGUUGCAAAUAUCAGUAGGAUUUUGAAUGAGGUUUUAUUGCUUCUGGAAGAAAAACCCAGAAGUCACGGUUUUACUUUGUCCUUAAUUUGAUCUGACAUAAACCCGUUCAGCUGCUUAGCUUACAUACUUGACAAGACACAGUUUCCUGUAGAUUUAUGAUUUGUUGUUUGUAUUUUUGCAAACGGCAAGUUUCACGAGAAAAUGCUGGUCAGCCUGCACCUUAUUUACCCUUAGUAUCUUGUUAACCAGUCAGCGGUCCAUCCCGUAGUCAGCUGGGUUCACACCUGACCCACCCCACGAUGAGUCCUCUGGUGGAGCCAGGCUGACAGCCCCCCCCCCCUCGCUUUCCAGUCUUUGUGCUAAGCUAGGCUAAACACAUCGUGGAUGUUUCUAUAUAGUCUCCUGUAUUCGGGGCACACGGAAAUGAACGUGAUGCCCGAAACGUCCGACUCUGAGGAAGACAGAGAACAAGGAGAUGUGCCAAAAUGUCAGACUGUUUGUUUCUCAAUGACCACUCUGAAUGUGCCUUUUUCGCGUUUCUCACUUUAGGAUCAUAUCACCCAUGACUCAGCUCUGGAUGAGAUUACUCCCGAGUUGAUCUUUUGCAAUAAUUGAGUGCAUUUAAUCUGUGCAUGCUCGUGUAUAGUGAUUAAAUUAAACAAGUACUGUAAGAAUGAAAGGAAGUAGCUGCCAAAGUAAAACCAUCAGGCCUAUGAGAGAUUCGCAGACUGCCGCUAACGACGCUGAAAUUAGACCGCAGUCAGAUCUCCGGAGUUCAAACUGGCUCCUGUUGCUUAAUGUUUAAAAUGCAGUCGGCAGCAAAAACUGUAACGCAAGUAACGGCACUUUUGAAAGAGAAGCGUCAAGUUUAAGCAGAGAACGUUUUGAAUCCGGAACAAAAAUGGAUGCAGAGAGUUUAAAAAAACAAAAUGAUGACAGAUUUAUUGGACUGUUAACGUGAUGUUUCCGAGGAAUGUUCUGCCUCCCGUUGUGUUUAAAAAAUAUCCAGAUGAAAAUGACACAAUGGAACACAAGUUAUAUUUUAUUUACACGUAUUUUAAAGGAGUAGCUGGACAUUUUGGGAAAUGAGCUUAUUUCUUUCUCCUGCUGAGAGUCCGGCUUCACGUUUACCGUACAGAUACGAGAGCGGAACGAAUCUGAACAUCUAUCAUAAGUCAAUGGGAUGCGUUUGGUUGAAAACAUAAAGCAGACUGAAUUCAGAUUGAUUAUUGUUGAUCUGUCCAAGCGUUGCUGAUGAUCAAUUAAAAGUUUGACAAUUAAUCAAAAGAAAAACUAUCAUCUGACUUCAUCUACUGCCAUAAAAAGUGCUAUAAACGUGAUUUAUCAUCAAUGGCUUGAUGUCUGACUUCAACAUUGAAUUGCACUUUAUUGAAAAUAUACAGUAUAUACAUGUAUAAAAUAAGGAAAUAAAAAGAUAUUUUAUUUUAUAAAAUGAAUGCAGAAAUAUAAAAGAACAGGAAACCUGAUUGAAAAGUUGAAAAUAUAAAAAACUAUUUUGGUGCAAUUAUUAAGCUAAAUGAUCGGAGUAGCUCUACAGUACGAACGGCCCCAGGAUGUAGACAGACAUGAGGAGAUAAACAGAUUUAUGUCUGUUUUCUGUGUCUUUGUCUUCAGAAGUUCAGUUUUCUCCUCAGUUUUACUGAUUACUAAUAUUAAGAAUUGACAACAGAAAUGCCGACAAUAAAGAAACGAUUUCAUUUAGGGUUUGGUUUAAGUUUGGUUGUGGUUUUAUUUGGGUUUUGCUUCUGCCAUACACACAUGAUUUUAUUUCAUAUUUAAAUCAUAACGUUUUGCUGCGUCCAUCCUUUAAAUUUAAAGUCGUGUGACGUUUGAAUGUUUUUCUCUUUAAUGUUUCUGAUGUUUUUCAGUGUUUCAUUUUGUUUGUCCAUUCACUGCAGCACAAAACAUUUGAAGAACAUUUAAGAAAUUGAAGAUUUAUCUUUAAACUGGGUUUUUAUUUCUUUUUUAUUUGACUUUUUUUUUGACAUUUUGGCAGGUUUACUGUCUAAAAUGAGCUCUUACUCUGAAUGUGUUCUUUUGGAUGCGACAUAAGAUCAAGAUAUGUUGUUUAAAAUCUGAAAUUUUGAAACAAAAGCAUUGUGUUGAUUGUCUCUGAAGAUGAAAAUGAAAUCUUUUCUGUUCUGAUUCAUAUUUUGAUUUUGAGCCGACUUUGAAUUUCGACAUGUCGUCCUGUUUACACUGUGACUCUUUCACUGUUUUCUACAUUUAAAACACAAUAUAUCCCUGGUUUUGAAGUCGCCUGCGUGUCAGAAGCUUUGUGUUCCAGGAGUGAUGUCUUCUUGUCAACCAGCCGGGAGGUUAGAGUUUAAGUCCCUGAGGUGAACAAAGCUCUUUAGUUCAACAGGAAAAAGUGUCUACAACGAUUCAUCUGUUUGCUGAACCACACAAACAGUUCAUUCAAUUUUAAGCUUUUGUUAAUCCCAGACUUUUUUUUGUUUAAUUAAAAAAA